GCCAGGCACUCACAUAUGGGACAAGCAACAAUUUAAUAGCUGUGCCAAAUAGCCACCCUGGGCCACUGUGGUGAUGUGAGUGAGUAAAGUUGCCACAUGUGAUGCCAGCUGUUUCAUGUCCCAGUUGCUCUGCUUCCAGUCCGGCUCCCUACUAGUGGUCUGAGAAAGCAGUCAAAGAUCCAGAUGAAGCUCCUGGCUUCAGCCUGGCCCAGCCCAGACCAUUGCAGCCAUUUAUGGUAGUGUACCAGAGGAUGGAAGAUCUCUGUCUCUCCCUCUCUCUCUAACUCUCUCAAAUAAAUGACUAAAUCUUUAAAAACAGAACGAACACCCAUCCUUAUUUUUAAAAAUGUUUAUAUUUCGCUCAACAUAAAGUAACAAGUUGUUGAUGUAGAAAUAAUGGCAUUACAAAUGAGGUGUGUAAAUAUCAAUUUGAUAUAACAUGUUGUAGAAUUGUGGCAUAGCAGGUUUAACUGCUGCUUGCAAUGCCAACAUCCCAUAUCGGAGUGUCAGCACAAGUUCUGGCUGUUCCACUUGUGGUCUAGUUCACUGCCAAUGUUCCUGGGAAGGCAAUGGAAGAUGUUCCAAGUACUUGAGCCUGUCCCACCCCUGUGGGAGACCCAGAUGGAAUUCCAGGCUCUUGGUUUUGGCCUGGCCCGGCCCUGGCUGCUGCAGCCAUUUGGGGAGUGAAUCAGCAGAUGAGAGAUCUCUCUAUCUCUGUGUAUUUCCCUCUCUGUCAGUCUGCCUUUGAAAUAAAUAAAUAAAUCUUUGUUUUUUUUAAUAAAAGUUACAAGAUUUACAACCAAAAUACUGUAUUGUGGAGCAGUGCCUAAAAAGAUAAUUAUAUGUUCCAUAUCCAAAUCACGGGGGAAUUUAUUUAAAAUUUAAAAUAAAUGUUUGGCCUAAAUAGCAACAUAAAUAUAUAAUUACUUGAAGGAAAAAAAUCUGUGUAAUUUUCUCAAGUCAGCAGGAUUUAUAAACUGGUACUAUCUACUUUGAAAUAACUAGGAUCUCUUUUCCUGAUUCUAUUGAAGGCUGAUUCUUCAGAAAAUACACACAGCACUUUGGUAAUUUAUAGAUUUACAUUUUUACCUUUGGCUUAAAAACCGGGUCGGCGUUGUGGCAUCAUGAGUUAGAGUUGUGGUGUAGCUGGUUUGAGUCCCAGCUGCUCCACCUCCCAUCCAGCUCCCUGCUAAUGGAUCUGGAAAGGCAGCAGAAGAUGGUCCAGGUCUUUGAGUCCUUGAACCUGUGUGGGAGACCCAGAGGAAGCUCCUGGCUUUGGCCUGGCCCAGCUCUGGCCGUUGUGGCCCUCUGGGGAGUGAACCAGCAGAUAGAAGACUUCUCUAUGUGUUGCCACCUCUCUGACUCUUACGUUUCAAAUAAAUUUUAAAAACUAAAUAAAUAUCUUGAGAAAAGAAAAACAGUAUAAAAACAUCCCUUUCUGCCCUUCACAUCAACAGCUCGGGUGCUGGGGCUACAUUUUGCUAAGCUGGGUGGCUUUGUGUCUGGCUGCCUGGCUAUGACAGGGCAGAAAUGGCUACCUCACAAAAGGACUGUGAAGCUGGAGUCAUUUGUCUGAAUCAGUGUUUCUACUAGGUUGCAGUUUCUGUAAAUGGGGUCUUGAGAGGAUAGAGAAAUGUGUAGAGAUCAGAAUUGAGUUUAGAGGGGAACCAAGGAAAUGAGUGAGGGGCUGGGGAGGGGAAGCUGUGAAGACAGGGGAGCCUUGAGUUAGGAGAUGUGCCCCUUUCAGAGUGGGCACUAGCUGCCUUUCGUCUGUCUUCUCUCCAGCCCAGGCCUAUAGAGCGUAUAGCUAGACAUAAGGUAGUGCAGAAGAGAAUGCUGAAAGGAUGUGGCUGACAAGGAAAAGCCUGAAAGUUCCUCUGGAGUUCUUUAAAAACAGGAUGGCUCAAUUUGGAGCCUCGACAAAAGGGUUCUGCAGCAUUCCAGACCUCGAGCAUCGCAUCAGGAUGGGAAAAAGACGUUGUGUCCCUCCACUCGAGCCCAAGUUGGCAGCUGGCUGUUGUGGGGUCAAGAAGCCCAAACUCUCUGGAAGUGGAACGCACAGUCACGGGACCCAGUCCACAACUGUCCCCGGCUCUAGUUCAGGACCUCUUCAAAACCACCAGCAUGUGGACAGCAGCAGUGGACGGGAGAAUGUGUCGGACUUAACUCUGGGGCCUGGAAAUUCUCCCAUCACACGAAUGAAUCCCGCAUCGGGAGCCCUGAGCCCUCUCCCCCGGCCCAAUGGAACUGCCAACACCACGAAGAAUCUGGUGGUGACUGCAGAGAUGUGCUGCUACUGCUUUGAUGUACUCUACUGUCACCUCUAUGGCUUCCCACAGCCUCGACUCCCUAGAUUCACCAAUGACCCCUAUCCACUCUUUGUGACAUGGAAGACAGGGCGGGACAAGCGGCUUCGUGGCUGCAUUGGAACCUUCUCAGCCAUGAAUCUUCACUCAGGACUCAGGGAAUACACGUUAACCAGUGCACUUAAGGACAGCCGAUUUCCCCCCCUGACCCGAGAGGAGCUGCCUAAACUUUUCUGCUCUGUCUCCCUCCUUACUAACUUUGAGGAUGCCAGUGAUUACCUGGACUGGGAGGUAGGGGUCCAUGGGAUUCGAAUUGAAUUCAUCAAUGAAAAAGGCGUCAAACGUACAGCCACAUACUUGCCUGAGGUUGCUAAGGAACAAGACUGGGAUCAGAUCCAGACAAUAGACUCCUUGCUCAGGAAAGGUGGCUUUAAGGCUCCCAUCACCAGUGAAUUCAGAAAAACGAUCAAACUUACCAGGAAUAAUCACCUUGCAGUGGAGGAGUGAUUACAGUGGGAAAGAGAUGGCUCUGGGUACCGAAGUGAGAAGGUGACAAUCAGUUAUGCGGAGUAUAUUGCGUCUCGACAGCACUGUUUCCAGAAUGGCACUCUUCAUGCCCCGCCCCUCUACAAUCAUUACUCCUGACACACGGCUGCAUGACCAGUCCCACCCCCCUGUGGCCACCAAUGGCUAUGACAUCAUUGGAGCAGAUGCCUCCUCUUCCUGGUCCAGUUACUUCUAUUACUGCACCAUUUUAUGAUGCUAGCUUCCGUUGCCAAGUCUGCCUCCCGCUGACAGAGGGGGUGGGGUUACACUGAAUGAAACAGAACUUGAGGGGCCCAAGCCUUAUCUCAGCCUUUCCUCAAUAUGGGGUUCCGUUGGAUUGGGGCUCCUCCGUGACUAGUGAGAAUUACUGUGGGGGUGCGGAAGACCCUUGGCUUGUGAUUUGCCACAUGUGUUGGCCAUGUGCUGGAAGCUGGAGUUGAUGAUCCAAGAAGGCUUACCCCACACACGCCCCUGCAGCCUCCCCAGAUCAAGUAGGUGUAUUCCCCUUGGCAGUCUGGGCAACGGAGACCAACAAGAAACAUUUUUAGGUUGUUUUAAAUUCCUUUUUUUAAACUUCCAGUUUAUUGCGUACCAAGAGUUGUUCACAACCUCCAUGCUUCAUAAGUGGACGCCAUGUUAGGGUUGAACGUGGGCACCAUGAGUCCUCAGAGGCUCCUGGACAGAGACCCACAUGAAGAUCGGAAGCCCUUUGGAUGGCGUUGCAGAUCUCAUUGCUUAAUAAGCCGUGAAGGUUUUAAUUCUCAUCCCACUCUCAGUUGGACUUUCUGGCACUCUUCCUGCAUUGAGUCUCCCGGUGUUGAACAGAGCGUUGUGUAGCCUGCUGAGGAAUGGAACGGAGAUGCCCACAGGAGGUCCUGGUGUCAUCACUGCGUGCGGGUGUGAAAGGAGAGGCCUCUUCCUCACCACCCGGCUACCUCACUCCUUCACUGGUAGCAGUGCCUAUAGCUGGAUCUGGGUUCUCAAAAGCGUAGAUGUGCAGAUAAGUGGCUGGGUUGGGUUUAGGAAGACCCAUUGUUGUAGGCGAGAAUUGGCAGUCUCCUUUUCAGACAUAUAUCCUGAGGGACCUUGAAGCAGGGGAGUUCCUCUUCCAGUUUGCCUGUAGAAGUGGGAAGACUGUUGAUCUUGUCCUUGACGGGGCUUCAGAACAGAGCCGUGUAGUUGAAGGUGAAUCUGUCUGGCCUGACGUGCUGGGGAUCUUUACCCCACCAGGGCAGAUUUCCAGAUAGCUCAUUUCACUCUGGGUCAUUCAAACUUCCUGUGACAUGUUUCCCUUUCUCAUUGUUGCUGAUUUCCAAAUAGCUGUCAGCAAGUUUCUCCUCCCUUUUACCUACACUUCACUCACUGGUGGCAGAGUUCAUAGAACUAGGGACCUUGGGCAAUGCUUGGAAAAUACUGGCACAGAGGCACUGCUAAUGUGAUGAUCACAGGAACAGGUGGCCAGUUGGAAUAAAGGAUCCUAAGAAUGGUGACACACUAGUUUUCAGCACCAUGCUUAGAGAACUCUUAGAGUAGGUUGGGUGUCAACCCAGUGAGCACAAGUUAUGAUUUAAUUUAUUUUGUGAAGUUUAUGUGGCAACAGUGUGGCUUUCUGAAAUGGGCAGAUGAAUUCAAGUUGAGAGAUCUUUUGCAUUUUCUUCUACCAGGACUGGGGGAGCGAGCAAGGCACAGUCUGAGGAAGGACGCGUGUGCUGUCCUAGGUGUUGCUGCUGGCUUCCUGGGAAGCAGUGGGUGAGGGUGGAGAGGUCCGCUUGAGGCCCUGGAAUGUGGGUGACAUGAGGGUGCCCAGGCCAUUGCUGUGCUGGGCUCCCGCAGCCUGCCACAUUUCCCUUGCACUGUAAACGAAGGUGAAGGGGUCAUUUCCUGAUUUCCUGCUGCUGAGAACAAAUGUCUUGUUAUGAACAGAUGUGACAACAGUUACUCUUAGGUGCCAUGGUUGAUGUCAGGGUGGUCAGCUCUGGACCAAGCCACCCACCUCCAAUUUGUACAACAGUAUUGAUACAUAGGGCUACACUCAUUACUGUUCAAGCGUUCUGUGUUAAAAGUUGUGUUUAAUUUCUAAAGAUUAAAAAAAGCAAAAAAAAUGGUGCUAAACUUCCCCCCCUGAGCACGCUCAGUGAGACUGGUCAUGCAAGCAUUUACAGUGCCAUGCUCCUCAAGCCUCUUUUCUUGUAGAAUUGUUGCCCUAUUUUGUCUUUCCCAGUGUAUAAUAUUUUUUUUUAAUUUUAUUAAGGGUAGGGUAGGAUACCUUGCCAUUUAAGAAAAUGAACAGAAAAUUUUAAAACCCAAGAAAUGGGGAAAAAAAAUCAGUGCACAAGAAUCGGGCUGGUGAAGCCCAGCACCACACUGCAGUGGGCUCAGUGGCUUUGGCGUGAAGAAGCCUUACUCCCUGCACAUUCCCUCAUGCUCCCACACAAGUCCAGCAGUGGAAACACUGGAAGGCCUCCUGCCUCGGCAAGGCACUCAGGAGGUGGCCCAGCCAAACUAUCUGGCCCCGUGAGGAACGGGUACGGUCAGGGUCCUCCCUGAACAGGGCCCAGUCAGGAAGCAGUCUGGAAGUGCACGGUCAUGCUCAUCUCACGAGAACGUGUGGCAGAUGGCUCUCAGGAAAAGACCACGUCUGGAUCACCCAUGUGGCAGCUUUGCAUAGGAAAGUGACAGCUCCUAACUGGGACUGAACUGCCUGCCACACACGUGACCAAAGCAGCGAUGAGGGUGGCAGGGUUAGGGAGAACAAAGUGUUUCCUGCUGAGUGUUUUCCUUCAUCCCUGGGCUGCUCAGGCCAAACAGUAGGUAACCACUGUUGUCGAGGAGCCGGCACACCUCUGCUGGCUUGCUUUGGAGUCGGUCUCACCCCUAGCUGUGAGUGCCUUUUGGUCUGGAAAGUUGGCUCGUCUCAUCAUACCCACAGCUAGGACAUUCUCUCCCUGUAAUUAUGAAUUGUCCUUGUUUUACAUUAACUACAAGAGAAUGUCUUUGAUCCCUAGAGUUUGUCGGUGUUGGAUUGUUUCCACUGUGCGGUUCUUAAAACUUUUUCGCUUCAUAAUAUUAAAACAACUCAUGUUAGAGACCCUUUCCACGUGGAAGGUUCAUAGUUGAGACAUUACAUAUAUUUUGUUGUUUAUAAUAAAAAUCAUCUAUACAGAAGAAGUCCUGGGUGUUAAUUUCAGUACUUUGCACAAGAUCUGUUUUCCAUGAUGUGUUAACAUCUACAACUUCACUAAGUGUUGGUGUUAUUUUCUAUCGAGACUUCUGGAGCCUAGGGAGCUAUGUGUUCUUUUUGUUGUUUGUUUUCUUACUUCCCUGAAGCAAGAGACUGGCCUUCAGUGCAAAGACUUCAGACCAAUUCUUUGUAUUACACUUGGUUGCCUCUUGGCUAUUUAACUUCUGAGUGCAAAUCAUUGAACUCUUUAACGAAGUAUUGUAGAGAAUAAAUCAUAAUGGGUAAA
Messenger RNA from Oryctolagus cuniculus (rabbit), 6319 nucleotides. Lineage: Eukaryota; Metazoa; Chordata; Mammalia; Lagomorpha; Leporidae. The record is from RefSeq and is a predicted model, not a curated record.